Messenger RNA from Antechinus flavipes (yellow-footed antechinus), 838 nucleotides. It is a transcript of the gene DRAP1, whose product is annotated as DR1 associated protein 1. The transcript is spliced from 7 exons. The record is from RefSeq and is a predicted model, not a curated record. NCBI's taxonomy places the organism in Eukaryota, Metazoa, Chordata, Mammalia, Dasyuromorphia, Dasyuridae. Gene Ontology annotation, cellular component: nucleus; negative cofactor 2 complex. Gene Ontology annotation, molecular function: transcription coactivator activity; RNA polymerase II general transcription initiation factor activity; transcription corepressor activity. The coding region runs from base 101 to 709 and encodes 202 amino acids. Gene Ontology annotation, biological process: positive regulation of transcription by RNA polymerase II; transcription by RNA polymerase II; negative regulation of transcription by RNA polymerase II.
AAGCCGCGGCGGCUGAGCCGGAGGAGCCGGGGCCGGAGCCGGGGCCGGAGGGCCGAGGCCGAGGUGCUGCGAGAGCGGCGGCGACACAGGAGGCCCCGAGAUGCCGAGCAAGAAGAAGAAGUACAACGCGCGCUUCCCGCCGGCCAGGAUCAAGAAGAUCAUGCAGACGGACGAGGAGAUCGGCAAGGUGGCUGCAGCUGUUCCUGUCAUCAUCUCCAGAGCCCUAGAACUGUUUUUGGAAUCGCUUCUCAAGAAAGCCUGUCAAGUGACCCAGUCUCGGAAUGCCAAGACCAUGACCACCUCCCACCUGAAACAGUGCAUUGAGUUGGAGCAACAGUUUGAUUUCCUGAAGGACCUGGUGGCCGCCGUGCCGGACAUGCAGGGAGACGGAGAAGACAAUCACCUGGACGGCGAGAAAGGGGCGCGCAGGGGCCGGAAGCCUGGGAGCAGCCGGAAAAAUGGUGGUGCCGGAGGAAAAGGGAAAGACAAAAAGCAGUCCGGCACAGACUCGGAGCAGGAGGAUGAUUCUGAGGACACAGAGACAGAUGGGGAGGAGGAGAUGCCCCAGCCCCCAGCCCAACCCAGCCGGCCCCCGGCCCCCUUCCAGAGCCCCCCGGCCCCCUUCCUCCCCUUUUCCUCCACCCUGCCUCUCCCUCCGGCCCCCCCUGGCCCCACAGCUGUUGAAGAAGAGGAAGAUUAUGAUUCAUAGGGCCACCCCCCGGCCGUCUCACCUCCUCCUCCCACCCUCCACCCUCAUUUAGUCCAUUUUAGGGGCUGAGGGGGAGGUGGGGGGGAGGGGAGGGCCUUCUUAAAUUUAUUAAAAAAUUUUAAAAAGAAA